Elgaria multicarinata webbii is the source of this 4119-nucleotide messenger RNA. It is a transcript of the gene SP3, whose product is annotated as Sp3 transcription factor. Gene Ontology annotation, molecular function: DNA-binding transcription factor activity, RNA polymerase II-specific; RNA polymerase II cis-regulatory region sequence-specific DNA binding. NCBI's taxonomy places the organism in Eukaryota, Metazoa, Chordata, Lepidosauria, Squamata, Anguidae. The transcript has 7 exons. Gene Ontology annotation, biological process: regulation of transcription by RNA polymerase II. The record is from RefSeq and is a predicted model, not a curated record. The coding region runs from base 372 to 2681 and encodes 769 amino acids.
UGGCGGGCAAGGCGGCGGCGGUGUCGGCCGGGCCCCCUCUUCCCUGCUGCAAGCCCCACCUUUCGGCUUCCUCGCACCGUCAAUCAAAAUAGGGGAAAACCCCGGAGUGGGCUCAAGGCCGCCGCCGCCACCUUCACCACCACCACCACCUCCUCGGCAGCAGCAGCAGGAGCAGCCGCCGCCCGCGCUCCAUAAGCAUGUCCCGGGCGGCGGCCGCCUAGCCCUAGUGGCCGCGGCGGCGAGCGGGGCCUGCGCGCGAACGAGCGAGCGAGCGCCAACCAGCCAGCGCUUUCUUUCCUUCCUUCCUCCCUUCCUUCCUCCCUCUCCCUGCCAAGUAGGCAGAAGCUCCCCUUGUCGCUCGUUCUCACACCAUGACCGCUCCCGAGAAGCCCGUGAAACAAGAGGAAAUGGCUGCCUUGGACGUGGACAGCGGCACCCACGGCGAGUAUCUGCAGCACGGAAACGGCGCCUCAGCAGCUACUUCGGCCGACGCCUCUGACGAGGCCGGCACCCCCCAGGACACCCAGCCGUCGCCGCUGGCGUUGUUGGCGGCUACCUGCAGCAAGAUCGGGCCGCCGUCACCGGAGGACGACGGCGAAGCUUCUCCAUCUGCCGGAGCGACAGGAGAUUUGGCCUCCGUACAGUUAGCAGGAACUCCAAAUAGAUGGGAGGUGUUGUCUGCUACACCUACAACUAUCAAAGAUGAAGCUGGCAAUAUAGUACAGAUCCCAGGGGCUGCCACAGUAACCUCAAGUGGGCAAUAUGUUCUUCCCCUUCAAAGUUUGCAGAAUCAACAGAUAUUUUCUGUUGCACCUGGAUCGGAUUCAUCGAAUGGUACCGUGUCCAAUGUCCAAUAUCAAGUAAUACCCCAGAUUCAGACAGCUGAUGGUCAGCAAGUUCAGCUUGGUUUUGCGGCCUCUUCCGACAAUGGUAGUGUAAAUCAAGAAACUGGUCAAAUUCAAAUCAUUCCUGGCUCCAAUCAAACCAUUAUUGCCUCUGGAACAUCUUCUAGUAAUAUUCAGAAUAUUUUAUCACAGACUGGCCAAGUCCAAGGGGUUACAAUUGGUGGUUCAUCUUUUCCUGGGCAAGCACAGGUAGUUGCUAACGUUCCUCUUGGACUUCCAGGAAACAUUGCUUUUGUUCCCAUCAACAGUGUUGAUUUAGAUUCUCUGGGACUAAGUGGUUCUCAAACCAUGACUGCAGGCAUUAAUGCUGAUGGACACUUGAUAAGUACUGCACAGGCAAUGGAUAGUUCGGACACUUCUGAUAGGACUGCUGAACAGGUUUCUCCUGAAAUGACAGAAACCACCACUGAUACAGACUUAUUUGUGCCAACAUCAUCUUCAUCACAACUGCCUGUUACCAUAGACAGUACUAGUAUAUUGGAACAAAAUGCAAACAGCUUGCCUACUGCUACUGGGCAAGUACAUAGUUCUGAUCUUCAGGGAAAUUACAUCCAAACAUCAGUCUCGGAUGAGACGCAGGCUCAGAAUAUUCAGGUCUCCACAGCACAGCCUAUUGUACAGCAUAUACAGCUUCAAGAGUCUCAACAAACAACCAGUCAAGCCCAAAUUGUACAAGGUAUUGCGCAACAGACAAUCCAUGGUGUGCAAGCCAGCCAAGGUAUAUCGCAACAGGCUUUGCAGAAUCUUCAACUUCAGUUGAAUCCUGGAACUUUUUUAAUCCAGGCACAAACAGUGACCCCAUCUGGGCAGAUAACGUGGCAGACAUUUCAAGUACAAGGAGUCCAGAACUUGCAGAACUUACAGCUGCAAAAUGCCCCUGGCCAACAGAUAACGUUGACACCUGUGCAGACGCUCACUCUUGGUCAAGUUGCAGCAGGUGGGGGCUUGACUUCAACUCCUGUUAGUCUAAGUACUGCUCAGUUGCCAAAUCUGCAGACAGUUACAAUAAAUUCCAUAGAAUCUGGUGGCAUUCAGCUACACUCAGGAGAAAAUGCUGACAGUCCUGCAGAUAUUAGGAUUAAAGAAGAGGAACCUGAUCCAGAAGAGUGGCAGCUGGGUGGUGAUUCCACAUUGAAUACCAAUGAUCUGACACAUCUGAGAGUGCAGGUGGUAGAUGAGGAAGGGGACCAGCCACAUCAAGAAGGGAAAAGAUUGCGAAGAGUCGCCUGUACCUGUCCUAAUUGUAAAGAAGGCGGGGGAAGAGGAACCAAUUUGGGGAAAAAGAAACAACACAUCUGUCAUAUACCAGGCUGUGGAAAAGUGUACGGAAAGACAUCACAUCUGAGAGCUCAUCUCCGCUGGCAUUCUGGAGAGCGUCCAUUUGUUUGUACUUGGAUGUUCUGUGGCAAAAGGUUUACCCGCAGUGAUGAGCUACAGCGGCACAGGAGAACACAUACAGGUGAAAAGAAGUUUGUCUGUCCAGAAUGCUCCAAGCGCUUCAUGAGAAGUGACCACCUUGCCAAACAUAUUAAAACACAUCAAAAUAAAAAGGCUAUUCAUGCCAGCAGUACAGUGCUGGCAUCGGUAGAAGCAACACCAGAGGAUACUUUGAUUACUGCGGGUGGAACAACACUUAUCCUUGCUAAUAUUCAACAAGGUUCUGUUUCAGGGAUAGGAACUGUUAAUACAUCUGGCACCAGCAAUCAAGAUAUUCUUACCAACGCUGAAAUACCUUUACAGCUUGUUACUGUUUCUGGAAAUGAGACAAUGGAAUAAAUAUACACAAGAUACCUAUUAAUUGUGGUUAUUUUUAUACAGUAGUGAGAAGAAUAUUGUUCCUAAGUUCUUAGAUAUCUUUUUAUUGAUGUGCAAAAAUUUUUGGAUUGACAGUAACUUGGUUAUACAUGACACUGAAAUGCCUUACUUUGUAUGAUAUUCCAUAGUAUAUUAAAAUGGUAAAAUUGCAUGGGUUUUGUAGGUACUUUUGGAAUCUAGAAGAGAUUAAAUUUUACCAACUUGUAUAAAAAAAAUUUAACGAUGGAAAUGGUAGUCUAAUCAAAUGCAUCAAUCCUUUGUGGUUUAGUGUAAAAAUGAGAACAUGUUGGUAUUUAUCUAUUGUAAGAUAAAAGUUGAUUGGUGAAAAGAAAUCAUGUUAUGAUAAAAGAAAUUUUGUAAUUUUCUUGAUGACUGGAAUUUUUAUUAUGCAUAACUGACAAAUCAAGUUUCCAAGCAAAUGUUUCAUUGUAUAGGCUUUACUUAGCUCAUCAAGUUGUCAUUUUGAAGCUAAUUAUUUUAAUUAGGUUAACUAUGUACAAUAUUUUAAAGCAUUACUCUUGUAAGAUUUUGAAAAUGACAUUUUAACAUGGAACUCUAGGGAUAGUCACCUUUUAAAUCCUGUUGAAAAGCCAUGUUUAAAGUUUGAUUUUGCCAAAAUAAUGUAUUGUUAAUAUUCUUUCAAUAACUAAUUUGGGCAAUAUAUAUAUAACCAAUGUUUAAAAUUAUUCAAAGGCUUAAAAAAGAUAAGUUGCAGCAUUUUUUGUGGUGAAACAAAAAUAAAAAGAUGCCCUUUUCUUGAAUAUUGGAGGACCAAAAACUAAAGGGUAUCCAUUUCAACAGUGGUUUUUUUGUUUUUUGUUUUUUUUAAAAAAAUCUAAUCUUGUCUCCAAAAACAUCUGUCUGCCAGGGCCUUAAAAGCCAUCAUGUAAAUUAACAGGAAAAAACCCCAAACACACACACAUAUGCAAAUAAUAUAAAAUCAGUUCCAUAGGGACAAUACUUCAUAUUAAUAUUAGUCAUAGUGAAAUAAGGGUUAUACAACGCUUUCUUCUGCCAAGCUUUUGGUUAGUUGAGCUGCAUUUAAAUGUCCACAUCUUUCCUUUAUGCUUCCCUUAAAUUGUAUGUAUCCAGUACAUUUAACUGAUAAACAUAUAUGUUUUUUAUUAAGCUGAAUUCUUUUUUAUUUUUUAAUUACUGUUUAUAUUUUCAAUUAUAGAAAAAUGUACACACUUAAUUUGCAUAGCCAGUCUGUAAGUGCUCUGCCCAUUUUACAAAAAAAAAAAAAAGUACAAUCAUUACAGCAGUUCACUAUUUACAAACAUUUGGAAAUCUGUUCAUUUGUUCAAAUCACCUCAAAUUUAAAGGCUACCUUAUUGUACGUUUAAAGUGUAUUAUAACAGUGUGGUAGUUAAUAAAACACUAUUUUUUUUCCUUUUGA